Molecule: messenger RNA, 1058 nt
Organism: Phragmites australis (common reed)
Lineage: Eukaryota; Viridiplantae; Streptophyta; Magnoliopsida; Poales; Poaceae
Product: protein SPEAR3-like
Exons: 5
Coding region: 1-720 (239 amino acids)
Molecular function (GO): DNA-binding transcription factor activity
Source: RefSeq, a predicted model, not a curated record
AUGAGGAUCUCUCCCUUUCAUUUAAAAAGGGUUUUGUGCAUCAUCGAAUCAACUCUCUCUCUGCCUCUCCUCCUCCACCUAGCUUUGUUCAUCUUUUUGUUUCAAGUCUUCCUUCUAGCUAGGUCUUCGUUCUUCCGCUUGGAUAUGAGCAACUUUGGAUACAGCAUGGGGUGGAGCAAUAAUGGGAGAUCCUCUGGCUCCAGAAAGGGCAAAAGAGGCUGCGGCAGCGGCGGUGCCGACAAGCCCAAGCAGCCGCAGCGGGGGCUCGGCGUGGCGCAGCUGGAGAAGAUUAGGUUACAAAGCGAAAUGGCCGAAUACUUCCAUCCUCUCGGCCAGCCGCCCAUCUUGAUCCAAAGAACGGGCAGUCUCAACUUGGAGGAUGCACGGGCGCCGACGUCCUCACUGUCGUCGUCCCCAUCGUCCUCCCUCCAUGCUACCGCCGUCUCAUCGCCAUUCCCGAUCCAUCCAAAUUUUGUGAUGACAUAUGGAGAGAGAGGAGACGCACGAUACAGUGACUUCCAAACACCCAUUAUUAGAUCACCGAGCAGCAGUGCUAUCUAUGGCACCCCACAUUAUGCGCAUCCUAGCGUCACAUUGCCGCUCUUUGCACCAGAGGAAUCCGCUCGCUUGAAGGGACACCAUGAUAGAAGCCGGUCGGCGGAUUCAACAAUUAUGAACUCGGAUGAUCCACAAGAUGUGGACCUUGAGCUCAAGCUAUGAUCCAGAAAUGCUCUUCCUUUUUUCUUUCCUCUAGUGUGAUGUGGUCCUGAUCAAUUUGGUCUUGAUGGGUUUUUACCCUUGUGGUGCAAUAAGUUUCUGAAUUGGUACCACUAACUAGGACCAAAGGAUUUGCCAUCUUCUGUGAUGCUUACAAGAGAUGAAUAGUAAGGCGCAUUUCUUUUUUUUCCCCCAUCAAGACAUGUGUUGUGUACAUGUGUAUGGGAUCUUGUGGAUAUCUAACAGUUGUUCUGAUUGUACGGUGAAGCAUAGAUGUGUUGACUCUUGCCUGCAACUGCAAGCAUACACUGACACAGUUGGUACAUGAUUGUUAUUAAUUU